This is a messenger RNA of Ictalurus punctatus (channel catfish), 2190 nucleotides long. It is a transcript of the gene parietopsin, whose product is annotated as parietopsin. Gene Ontology annotation, molecular function: G protein-coupled receptor activity. Lineage: Eukaryota; Metazoa; Chordata; Actinopteri; Siluriformes; Ictaluridae. The coding region runs from base 147 to 1610 and encodes 487 amino acids. The record is from RefSeq and is a predicted model, not a curated record. The transcript has 2 exons. Gene Ontology annotation, biological process: adenylate cyclase-activating adrenergic receptor signaling pathway. Gene Ontology annotation, cellular component: membrane.
UCACAUAGUGAAAGAUAAAACUGCUCAGGGUUAUACCUGAAAAGCUUCAUUAUGACUAGUGGUGGGUUUUAAAGAAAACAAGGGAAAUAGAAAUUGGGAAUAGUCGAUAAUAGGUGCUAUGUAAAUAUGCUAAAUGCAGUUUGGAAAUGAAUGGUAAUUUCACUAAUCCUUGGGGACAAGUGAACGAGAAUACAUGGCAAAAUAACAUCCAUGUAGCCAUUUUGGUUACCAACUGUACAGUGUUGCUCGUAACAUUUUUUGUGGGAAUCGCAGCCAACCUUUUUGUCACAUAUGCUGUAUACCAUCAGAAAUCCCUUCAGACUGCCACCAAUGCACUCUUGGUUAAUCUCGCAGUCAUCGACCUGCUGCGAUGUGCUACUGACUGUCCGUUGCUCCUGGUUGUCGUCUUGAACGAAAACAACACCAGAGACCUUGGGGACCUUCUCUGUGAUGGCCAGGUGAUAUCAUUUUCCCUCAGCUGCUGUGUCCAGUUGUUCACUCUGGCAAGCAUUAGUGCUGAACGACACCAGGCCAUUGCUAAUCCAUUUAAGACUGCUGAACGGCGAAAACGGGUUAAGGUGUGGAUCCCGCUCACCUGGGCCGUGUCCAUUGUGGUGUCAGCUCUGUGCGUCAUGUUUACAAAAGACUCCUCUGUCUAUGUUCAAUGUAGAGCUUUGCAUUGGGAUACGUUAAAGACAUAUGGCUCAUUUGGACGUUAUGUCUUGUUGCCUGUCUGGUCUGUGUGUUUGACUCUUAUUAUUGGCUUCUAUUCCCACAUAUUCAUCCUGGUCAAAGCACACAACCGAAAGAUUUUUGACAAGGGCAUUUCUGCUGCAUCUUACAAAAAAGACCUUGAAGACAAGAAAAACAUGCAGGAAGUUGUGGAAACCAAGGUCGCCACUGUGAAUGAACCAGUGGCACCAAACGAAAUUCAUGAUACUCAUUUCAUACAAGACUCAAAUGGGACAGCACAUGAUACAAAAUCAUGUAACAAAGAUCCUGAGGACCAAAAGACCUUGCCAACUGUUGCUGAAAGUCAGCCUCUUGCUAUAGACACCAAAACCUUGGAUGUCAAGACAGAAGAGACACCUGAACAACCCAACCAGCAAAAUGUAAUACUUGUUUCUGAACUGCACCACAAUGAAACUGAACUGAUAGAUCUGGAGAAUUAUGGUGAGAAUCCAGGUGAUCCUCCUAAAGAUGCUGCGAAACCAUACUCUGAGCAGGUUCCUCCAGCAGGAGGUGGCGCUCAGACUGCUUCAGCAGGCCAAACCAUGCAGAUGAUGGGAGAAGUGUGUAUGAUGCCAUCCUUUACCAACAAGGACAGAUGCAACAAGAAGAAAGAGAGCAAGCUGGCCAAGCGCUCCGGUUACAUCAUUCUUACUUUCCUAAUCUUUUGGAUGCCGCUAAUUGGGACAGUGCUCCUGAACACCUUUCGGAACAGAAACCAGAUUUGGGACUUCAUCCAGGAGGUUGAAGUCCUUGUGGUCUCCAUUGCCUGCAUGACAUCCCUCACCAACCCGAUCAUUUAUGCCGUGGUGAACCCUCAGUUCCGUACUGAAUUCUACAGCCUGAAGGCGAGAUGUAAAGCACUGUGCACAAAAUCAUAAGCCAAUCAAUGCUUCAUUCCAACCAUGUCAAACUUUCCUGACUAUCCAAACCAGAUACGUUUGCUAGGUUAUUGCAAUUGUGAAAUAGGUAGUUCACUUGCUGAAGGGAGAAUGUGUACAAAUUUUAAUUCUAUAUGCCAUAACUUACAAUGCAAAUGGAUCUGAAAUUGUUUAAAACGUUGUAUCUGACCAUUUCUCGAUUUUCUACCUUCGGAGUUUAUUGGUGUCAAUGUAUAAAAAUACAAAAUCUUUUUAGGUACUGCAAUGUACAGUGAAAAUCUGGGAACAGAAAGUUUAGAAUUGAAAAUUUUAAAACAAAGAUCUCUGUUUAAAUGUAUGAUCUUGAACAUGUUGACCCCUUUGUACAAAUAGUCAGAUUUUCCUUGAGUCUUACCAGUUCCACUGAAGCACGUGUUCAGACGACACACAGGUGGAUUUGCUCUAACAUGGAUUUUCAGGUUUAACACAAAAAUGUGGAUUCCGUGCAAAAUGGUUCUAUGCUUCAUGUAAAUAUUUCAAAGAUUCACCACCACUUUGCUGGCAAUUUGUAAUAAAUUAGAAAACAAAGCAAAAUUGAAGC